AGCUGUCGGUGAAAUCAAAGAGGAAUAUUAAAAUUGACAUCUGGCUGACGCUUGCGCGAUUUAAUACGCGGAAAACUAUUCAAGCCUCAAGAUUUAUUCCCGGGUAAUGGCUUCAGAUGCAUCACAAUCGCCGGCGAAAAAAGAUGCGAUAUACUUUUUUUUUCAAAAUUUCGAAAAUUUUUUUGAGUUUUUCAAAUCAGUUUUUAAAUCUUUUUGAGUAAAGUUAAUAUAACAAAAUACAGUUUGAAAAAAAGUUUUUAAAUUUUGAACCAAGACGAUUGUUUUUGAUUUUUGAUAAUGAGUGAAAAUAAUAUCGAUGAAUUUUUACAAAAUCAACAAAAUUUGUGUCAUCAAUUGUUUAAGAAUCAUAUCAAAGCAAAUAUAACGAAUCAAUGUUCACCGUUUUUCGAUGGACUUCUCUGUUGGCCGCCAUCUGAUUCAAAUCAAACGAUAAAUCUUCCAUGUCCACCGCACUUUGUGCUCGGUUAUAAAAGUCCUCGUGCCAGUGCAGUUGCAACAAAAUAUUGUACUGUAAAUAAUGAAUGGUACAGAAAUAAUGACGGAGUUUUUUGGAGCAAUUACACAGAAUGCACUCCUCCGCCAGGACACUUUAUUACAGCAGUUAAAAAUUUAGAAUUUACACACUCAGAAUAUGGAAAAUUUUGUAACUCAACUAUUUUAGAAAAAUGGUUGCCAAUAAUCAAGACUAUUUCAAAAAUUGGAUAUGCAUCAUCUUUAAUAACAUUAUUAGUAGCUAUGAUAAUAUUUUUGUUUAUAAGAAAAUUACGAAAUUCACGUAAUCGUCUUCACAUGAAUUUAUUUUUGUCAUUUAUUAUGAGAGCGUCGAUGGCACUUUUAAAAGAUUGGCUUUUUGUUGAUGGAGUCGGUUUGUCAUGGGAUGUAGUUUCAGUUGAUGGAAAAAGUACUUUUAUUAAAGAAAAAAAUAAUUGGAUGUGCAAAGCAAUUACAAGUUUAUGGCAAUACUCAAUUGUCGCAAAUUACACAUGGAUUUUUAUAGAAGGACUUUAUCUUCACAAUCUUAUUUUUUUUUCAUUUACCGACACAUCAACAAUAAUAUACUACAUAAUAUUUGGAUGGAUUUUACCAGCAACGGUGGUUACUGUCUGGAUAAUUUUACGUAUUAUCGAAGAGGACACAUUGUGCUGGACGACUCACAACAAUCCAUCAUUUUUUCUAGUCAUUCGUAUUCCAAUAAUUGUUUCUAUUAUGUUCAACUUUGUUCUGUUCAUUAAUAUUGUACGAGUAUUAUUGGUAAAAAUGAGAACCUCAGUAUAUUUACAGCGUAAAAAAAUGAGAUAUGGAAAAUGGGCUAAAUCAACAUUAAUACUUGUGCCAUUAUUCGGCGCACAUUACGCUAUUUUUUUAGGCCUUUCUUAUCACAAAGACUAUCAACUCGAACUUAUUUGGCUUUUCUGGGAUCAAUUUUUUGCUUCAUUCCAAGGAUCUGUUAUAGCUCUUCUUUAUUGUUUUCUCAAUGGAGAAGUGAGAGCAGAAGUAAAAAAAGCAUGGAGAAUACGAAGAUCACGACGUGGUGCCGAUUCACUAAGUUUCUCUAAUAGGUACUUAAUUAAGUCGCCAGAACUUCGUAAUCAACAUCGGUUCAAUCAUAAUAAAAAUAAUAACGUAUCAAUAUUAUAGAAAUACGU
Microplitis demolitor is the source of this 1667-nucleotide messenger RNA. Its product is annotated as vasoactive intestinal polypeptide receptor 2. The record is from RefSeq and is a predicted model, not a curated record. Gene Ontology annotation, molecular function: peptide hormone binding; G protein-coupled peptide receptor activity. Lineage: Eukaryota; Metazoa; Arthropoda; Insecta; Hymenoptera; Braconidae. Gene Ontology annotation, biological process: adenylate cyclase-modulating G protein-coupled receptor signaling pathway; cell surface receptor signaling pathway. The coding region runs from base 298 to 1659 and encodes 453 amino acids. The transcript has 6 exons. Gene Ontology annotation, cellular component: plasma membrane.